Molecule: messenger RNA, 1982 nt
Organism: Folsomia candida
Lineage: Eukaryota; Metazoa; Arthropoda; Collembola; Entomobryomorpha; Isotomidae
Product: gamma-aminobutyric acid receptor alpha-like
Exons: 9
Coding region: 618-1934 (438 amino acids)
Biological process (GO): signal transduction; chemical synaptic transmission; regulation of membrane potential
Cellular component (GO): neuron projection; synapse; membrane
Molecular function (GO): GABA-A receptor activity; neurotransmitter receptor activity; extracellular ligand-gated monoatomic ion channel activity
Source: RefSeq, a predicted model, not a curated record
CGUACUCCUACACCUACUGCACAAGUAUCUUAUGUCGUAAGACCCACCAGCUAACUAACUAAAAGGCUGCCUCAUGAGCAAAUAUUCUUGGCUCUCACCCCGAGAAAACGUCUAACAUUCAUUUGCAUCUACAUUUAACACCGACGCAGGUUGAGCUUUUACACCCCAACAAACAGUCAAAGUUGUAAAGUGAAGACAUAUUUAACCAAGUGUGCAAAACUUGAUCUCUGCAUAAACGGGCUUUUAAUAAUUUGGUGAAUAGUUUCCGUUAUUAGUUAAAAAUUGUUCGUACGGAGAAACUCUAUGUGAAUUUGGAGAGAGAGAAAGUGAAAAGUUUUUGUGAUUUUACUUUAAACAACGAAACAAAGAAAGCAUCUAAUUUCUAUUUUAUAGCUGUUCUCAAGGGCUUCGUCGAUUACUAAACUUGGGAAUUUCACAUUUGCCAAUUUUGAUUUUUAUUUAACGAGGAAGCUGAUUGAUUUCACUAAUUAAGAAAGUAAACACAAUGGAGAUUGGAGUCUGUAUUGUGCGCGAUAAUCCAGCGUAACGUUGAUAAAGGCGUUCUUCGCCAUCCCUCAUUAAACGUUGAGGAUUUAUUUCGCCUCUCCAAAUUGAGAAUGAGACUUGAAUUUUUCACAUCGAACCUAUUUUUCCUCCUGUUCUCAGUCCUCAUUGAUCUCGUCCACCCGCAGCAGUUAAGGUACAACAAGGGUUUGUCCAAGGAUGUCACCAAUCUGCUGGACAGCCUGUUGAGAGAGGACAAGUAUGACAAGAGAUUUCGUCCGCAUUUCGGAGGUCCCGCAGUAAAGAUUGAGGUGAACAUGUACAUCAAAAGUAUGGGGCCUGUGUCAGAAACGGACGAGACGUACUCGAUGGACUGUUAUUUUCGCCAAAUCUGGGUGGACAACCGGCUCAAAUUCAACAGAUCUCAGGGAGGACUAAAAGAGUUUUCUAUGAACUGGCUUUUUCUGGAGAGGGUCUGGAAGCCGGACACGUAUUUUGUAAACGGGAAACGUUCCUACCUUCACAGCAUCACGGUGCCAAACAAGUUUCUGAGAUUGAGGGAUGAUGGAAAGUUGACUUAUUCCAUGAGAUUAACAGUGAAAGCAAAAUGUCCAAUGCAUCUUCGGAAGUUCCCACUGGAUUCGCAAUCAUGCCCGCUCGAGAUUGGAAGUUACGGCUACGGGGAUCUUGAUGUCUUAUACGCUUGGGCCCCUGGAAAAUCUCCCCCUGUCCAAACUGAGGCAGGAGUGAACCUGGCUCAGUACGAUUUAGUCGAUAUUACGACCAAGGAGGAAAUUCGGAUGUCUUCAAGAAGAGACAAUUUUUCCGUCGUGACGGUCCAUUUCAAUCUGAAGCGUCACACGGGUUACUUCAUGCUGCAAGUCUACGUUCCCUGUACUCUGAUCGUGAGUUGCUCCUGGGUCAGUUUCUGGAUUGAUCCUCAAGCCGUUCCUGCCAGGGUUUCUUUGGGUGUAACGACCGUGCUGAGCAUGACGACUUUGGGGUUUGGUGGAAGAUCACAAAUGCCACGGACAUCUUAUGCAACUGCGUUGGAUUGGUUUGUAAUUCUCUGCUUUGCCUUCGUGUUCGCCUCUAUGGUGGAGUAUGCAGCGAUCAAUUUUAUGGACAAAAUGAUGAAGGACAUUGCAGCUAAAGCGAAGACUAAAAAGAAAUUAAACAGGCAAGAGUCUGAAACCUUAGUUUCUUGGGUUGAAAGGUUAUACCAUGGAUUAUUAGAAUGGUUCGAAUCACAAUUGAAAGAUCCAUGGAAUUUACAAAAGAAGCCUGGAAGUAAAUUCUCAACAGUUGACAUAUACUCCAGGAAAAUAUUUCCGCUCUCCUUUGCAAUUAUAAACACAAUUUACUGGACAAGUUUUAUGUACUAUGUAGGAGACGAGGAUGACAGUGAACCGGCAAGUGUUCACCACUGAUAAUACAAAAAUUUUUAAAUUGUAGAAAAGGCAUAAUAGUAACGUAAA